Molecule: messenger RNA, 555 nt
Organism: Nicotiana tabacum (common tobacco)
Lineage: Eukaryota; Viridiplantae; Streptophyta; Magnoliopsida; Solanales; Solanaceae
Source: RefSeq, a predicted model, not a curated record
AUGGCAAAUGCAGGUGCAUGGAUGUGCUAUGUAUCAGGAUUUGAAGAAACUAAAGGCAUUGAAGCAAAAAGCUUUCUGCAGCAGAGAAGUAAAGCAACAUGGAUAAGGAUUGGAGAUGACAACUCAAAAUGUUUUUUCUCUAUAAUUAAACACAAGAAACUUCAAGAGGUCGUUAUGCAGUUAAGGGAUGACAAUGAUGUUAUACACAUAGAACCAGAAGAGAAUGCCAAGAUAUUUGUAGAGUAUUAUAAAGAAUUAUUGGGGAAGAAAGCAGUAGAUAGAACAAGAGCAGCAAGAAGAAUUAUGAGGAAUGGACCUGUGUUAUCAACAACACAACAGAUGGAUAUGAUAAAACCAUACACAUAUAAAUAUGUGAGGGAUUCUAUAUUUAGUAUUGACAACAACAAGAGACCAGGCCUUGAUGGAUAUGGAAGUGAUCUCGUAAAAAUGGCAAGGAGGAUUGUAGGGAAAGAUGCCACCACUACAGUACUCCAAUUUCUGAGCAAUGGCAAGCUACUGGCACUUGAAUGCCACAAUGAUAACCUUGAUACCUAA